Molecule: messenger RNA, 1358 nt
Organism: Lucilia sericata (common green bottle fly)
Lineage: Eukaryota; Metazoa; Arthropoda; Insecta; Diptera; Calliphoridae
Product: adult cuticle protein 1
Exons: 2
Coding region: 170-616 (148 amino acids)
Source: RefSeq, a predicted model, not a curated record
CUUCAACUCUAAACUCGAUUUAUAAAAUUUUUUAGUAUAAAAGUUGGCAUAAAUUUGUUAACUAAUUCAGAAUCAAAACAAAUAGCGUUCAUUGAACAACAGUUUGAGUUCAAAUUUAAUAGUUUAUUUUCAAUUUCCAACUUCUUUUCCUUUAAAUCCUUUCAACAACAUGAAGUUCGUAAUUGCCGUAGUCAUGUUGGCCCUUGCUGCCGGUGUUCAAUCAUCUUUGAUUGGUGCUCAUGCUCCUGGUGUAUCGUAUGUCACUUCUGCCGUACAUCCAGCUGGUCCAUGGGGAGGACCUUUGGGAUGGGGUGGUCAUGCUGCUGUUGAUCACAGUGCCUGGGGUGGUCCAUUGGUAGCUCCCUUAGGCGGUCAUGGUCUUUGGGGUGGUCAUGGUCUCUGGGCAGGUAUUCCCGGUAUCUCUCUAGCUCAAGGACCUGCUCUUGGUCAUGCUGGUCUUGGCCUCGGUCAUGCUGGUCUUGGUCUCGCCCAUGGUGCUCAUGGUCCUGGUGUAUAUGUAGCUAAGACUCGUGGUGCUGUGCACACAGCUCCUUUGGCUGGUCAUAUUGCCUCUGCCACUUCAUUGAAUGUGGCUCCCGCUCCUGGUACGCAUUAAGUCAACAUACCCAACACGUUCAUAGGCACUACAGCUAUCGUUUAAUAAUCCAACAAUCUGAUGACACCAAGAUGCCAAACUAGUUAUAAGUUAAUUAAAAAUUUGUUACACUCUCCUCAAAAACCUGCUGUCUUCCACUUAGUAUAACUUUCGCUUUACUAAUGUCUUUGUCCCCUUUCCACUUCUCUUUCAAUUCCUCCUAGUUCUUUUCAGCUUUUUGAGUUCUUCUUUCUAGCAGCUAUUCCUGAAACUAGCACACACUAUCAACAUCAGCCACAUCACCACCGCCUGCAAAUAUUUUCCAUCCUUUUUAAACACCUAUAAGGAUCUCAAUGAAAACAUCUUUUUGGCAAUUGAAUUUUUGAUUUUUUAGUCCUGUUAACCACCAAGUCCAACAACAAUCAAGAAGAAGCUAUCACUGGCACAUUUUCAACAAUAUCUACCAACUAUUCUAUUCUAUCUAUUCUGAACACUUUGUUCUCUUUCUGUAACUGUUCUAUGUACUAUCUCUCUAACCAACUACAACUUUCUCUCUGUUUAUUUCUAUCUAUUUUACUCAUUAACUGUAAAUAUUGUAUAGUAUUGCAACAACAUAAAUCUCGAAAAAAAAUCGAACAAAAAAAUGUUUAAACUAUCUUUGAUCUAUAAGAAAAACUUUGUUACUGUUUAAUAUUGUUUCCGUUUUUCUUAACUUUUUUUAGUGAUUUUAUGUACAAAAUAAAAUAAAAUUACAAAAAAAAAA